Messenger RNA from Chelonoidis abingdonii (Abingdon island giant tortoise), 3157 nucleotides. RefSeq names its product transient receptor potential cation channel subfamily V member 4 (gene TRPV4). NCBI's taxonomy places the organism in Eukaryota, Metazoa, Chordata, Testudines, Testudinidae. The record is from RefSeq and is a predicted model, not a curated record. Gene Ontology annotation, biological process: calcium ion import across plasma membrane; osmosensory signaling pathway; actin filament organization. Gene Ontology annotation, cellular component: cilium; plasma membrane. Gene Ontology annotation, molecular function: calcium channel activity; protein binding.
AUGGCGGAUUCUGACGACCCCCCCCGGCUCCAUGGUGGGGAGGCCGGCGAGGCCCAAGGCGAAGAGGGCUCCCCUCAGAAUGAUGCUUUCCCGCUUUCGUCUCUGGCCAACCUGUUUGAGAACGAGGAUGGCCCCUGCCCCGCUGAGGCGGCCCGGCUGCCCCCCGGCUCAGGGGACAGCAAGCAGCAAAACCUGCGUAUGAAAUUCCACGGGGCGUUCAAAAAGGGCGUUCCCAACCCCAAGGACCAGCUGGAGUCCACCAUCUACGAGUCCUCUGUCGUCCCAGGGCCCAAGAAAGCCCCCAUGGACUCGCUUUUCGAUUACGGCACAUACCGCCAGCACCCCAGUGAGAACAAGCGCUGGCGGAAGAAGAUCGGGGAGAAGCAGACCCACAACCCGAAGGCCCCAGCCCCCAACCCACCUCCAGUCCUCAAGGUGUUUAACCGGCCCAUCCUCUUCGACAUCGUGUCCCGGGGUUCAACUGCUGCCCUGGAUGGGCUCCUCCCCUUCCUGCUGACCCACAAGAAGCGCCUGACCGACGAGGAGUUUCGAGAGCCCUCGACGGGGAAGACCUGCCUGCCCAAAGCGCUGCUGAAUCUGAGCGGGGGCAAAAAUGACACCAUCCCCCUGCUGCUGGCCAUUGCGGAGCAGACGGGCAACAUGCGGGAGUUCAUCAACUCGCCCUUCCGAGACGUCUACUACCGAGGCCAGACGGCGUUGCACAUCGCCAUCGAGCGUCGCUGCAAGCACUACGUGGAGCUGCUGGUGGAGAAGGGGGCGGACGUGCAUGCCCAGGCACGUGGCCGCUUCUUCCAGCCCAAGAACGAGGGCGGGUACUUCUACUUUGGCGAGCUGCCCCUCUCCCUCGCCGCCUGCACCAACCAGCCGCACAUUGUCCACUACCUCACGGAGAACGCGCACAAGCAGGCAGACCUGCGGCGCCAGGACUCCCGGGGCAACACGGUGCUGCACGCCCUGGUGGCCAUCGCCGACAACACCCGGGAGAAUACCAAGUUCGUCACCAAGAUGUACGACCUGCUGCUGAUCAGGUGUGCCAAGCUCUUCCCUGACACCAACCUGGAGGCCCUGCUCAACAACGACGGCCUCUCGCCCCUUAUGAUGGCGGCCAAGAUCGGCAAGAUCGGGAUGUUCCAGCACAUCAUCCGCAGGGAGAUCACAGAUGAGGACGCCCGCCACCUCUCCCGGAAGUUCAAGGACUGGGCUUAUGGGCCUGUCUACUCCUCACUCUAUGACCUCUCCUCACUGGAUACCUGUGGGGAGGAGGUGUCUGUCCUGGAGAUCCUGGUGUACAACAGUAAGAUUGAGAACCGCCAUGAGAUGCUCGCUGUGGAGCCCAUCAAUGAGCUGCUGCGCGACAAGUGGCGGAAGUUUGGGGCCGUCUCCUUCUACAUCAGUGUGAUCUCCUACCUCAGCGCCAUGGUUGUCUUCACCCUCAUCGCCUACUACCGCCCCAUGGAGGGCACGCCACCGUAUCCCUACACAACGACCAUCGACUACCUGCGCCUGGCCGGGGAGAUCAUAACCCUCUUUACCGGAGUCUUGUUCUUUUUCACCAAUCUAAAGGAUCUGUUUAUGAAGAAAUGUCCAGGGGUGAAUUCGUUCUUUAUAGACGGCUCCUUCCAGCUGCUCUACUUCAUCUACUCGGUGCUGGUGAUCAUCACAGCAGCGUUGUACCUGGCGGGGAUCGAAGCUUACCUGGCUGUCAUGGUCUUUGCCCUGGUCCUGGGCUGGAUGAAUGCACUUUACUUCACCAGAGGCCUGAAACUUACAGGGACCUACAGCAUCAUGAUUCAGAAGAUCCUCUUCAAAGACCUUUUCCGGUUCCUCCUGGUCUAUGUGCUCUUCAUGAUCGGCUAUGCUUCAGCUCUGGUCUCGCUCCUGAACCCCUGUGCCAGUGCCGAGGCCUGCAACCAAGACAAGUCCAACUGCACGGUGCCCGCCUACCCGUCCUGCCGGGACAGCAAGACCUUCAGUAACUUCCUGCUGGAUCUCUUCAAGCUGACCAUCGGCAUGGGUGACCUGGAGAUGAUCGAGAGCGCCAAGUACCCCGGCGUCUUCAUCAUCCUGCUGGUCACAUACAUCAUCCUCACCUUUGUGCUGCUCCUCAACAUGCUGAUCGCUCUGAUGGGGGAGACGGUGGGGCAGGUCUCCAAGGAGAGCAAGCACAUAUGGAAGCUACAGUGGGCCACCACCAUCCUGGACAUCGAGAGGUCCUUCCCGGUGUUCCUGAGGAAAGCCUUCCGCUCGGGGGAGAUGGUCACCGUGGGGAAGGGCACCGAUGGCACACCCGACCGGAGAUGGUGUUUCAGGGUGGAUGAGGUGAACUGGUCUCACUGGAACCAGAAUCUGGGCAUCAUCAAUGAAGAUCCAGGCAAGAACGACACCUACCAGUAUUACGGGUUCUCCCAUACAGUGGGUCGGCUGCGCAGAGAUCGCUGGUCGAGCGUGGUGCCCCGGGUGGUGGAGCUGAACAAGAGCUCACAGCCGGAGGAGGUGGUGGUCCCGCUGGAGAGCAGGGGGAUGUCCGACAUGCACGACUGGAAGCAAGGGCAUCCCUCAGGCUGGCGGAAAGAGGACUCCCACAUCUAACAGCGGGGUCAGGCGCGAAGAGAGAAGCAAACGCUGGCUCUGUCCUCAACCCGGCCUUUGCUGCCCGCCGUGCACAGGCCUUAGUGUGGGGCUGCGGGGCUGAUGCGCACAGUGCAGGCAGGCAGAAAUCAACCAACAACGGAGUUUCUGAAACAACCUCCCUCCCGCCAGCGGCGUGCAGCGCACAGUCGGAGCCCCCGCUCUCUCCCGGAGCCCUGCGCACGGCCCUUGGGUCUGAAAGGGCUUGUCCAGCAGGGCCCUGGCUGCCUCAGACACCAGCAGCGGUGAAAUAAUCAUUUUGCUAUUGGUAUUUGCACGUGCCAAGCCCCUGGCUCCAAACGCCUUGAACCUGACAGUCAUGAAGUGCAGAGCAGGUCUGUAGAGAGAAGAGGGAUUUGCAGGGAAUGUUCAUGAGACACUCACAGGGUAGCAUCUGACUCUGGCACCCCGAAGCUCUACGGUGUGCCCAUGCCCUGCUCUCGUCCUGCCCAUGCUGGUUUGUGUGUGCUGGGGCCCUGCUGGAGAGACCGGCCAGUGCUGAGGUGCC